AUGCUGCGACCCCCGCCCGGCCAACAGCAAAACCAGCCACCUAGCGUUGGUGCUCACCCGCCAGUGACGACCCACAGCACCGGCGCCUCUCAACAUCAGACUCAGGCCCCUGCCCAGCCCCACCAGCACGCACUCGCGAACCAGCCCCCUCUCAACCGCAAGGGCAGCCGAUUCAACAGCACUCGUACGGUCCUGCAGCCCCCAGCCCACGCAACCGCUUUCUGCGUCCGCCAUCGGACAACCAAUGCCCCAGAACGCUAUCCCCAACGAGCCUCCUCCGCCGUACAAUCCCGUUGCCCUUCCCCCGCCCCCACGGCCGGGAGUCAACAUGCCCCCGCCGCCGCCUCUGCACCCGCCGCUGGCGCUGCUCGCCCCGUAUACCAUUACGGUCCUGCCAUCCCCGGGCAGCAAACGGGCAUCCCUGCGGCAUCCACGCCUUAUCAUGCCGGCCCCCGCGGGUCAGCAGCCCGGAAACCAACAACCGGGAGGGCAACCAGCCGGUCAACCGGGGCUCCGCAGCCCACGGGACAGCCAGCAGGCCAAGCGUCCUCGCCCUACGGAAAUCCUCAACCCUCUCCCUACGGCACCCCAUCCACUCCUUCCGCGCCAGGCACGCCGUACGGAGCCCCACCCCAGCCUCAAGGCGGCGCUUACAACGCUCCCGGCCAGGCACCUCAGGCAGCGGCCUCUGCCUAUGGACCUGGGCAGCCGACCUAUCCCAACAAGCCUUCAUUUGCGGGGCCACCGCCGGCCGCCGGGGGCGGUGGUUUUCUUAGCAACAAAACAAUGAAGAAGUUUGUGGGCCGGACCACCAACAUUCUCGAGCAGACCCUUACCCCCGUCAUAGCCGCUGGUCAUAAGUACGGUUCUCAGGUCCUUCCUGGCCACAAGCCGCCGGCACCUGGCCAGCCGGGACAGCCAGGACAGCCGGGUCAGCCGGGUCAGCCCGGAUAUGGUCAGCCGGGACAGCCUGGUUAUGGUCCGCCGGGACAGCCUACGUAUGGCCAGCCAGGACAGCCUACGUAUGGCCAGCCCGGACAGCCUACGUAUGGUCAGCCGGGCCAGCCUGUAUAUGGUCAACCUGGCCAGCCCGCCUAUGGGCAGCCUGGACAGCCAAUGUAUGGACAGCCCGCCUACGGGCAGCCGCAGUCCGGGUAUGGGCCGCAGGCCCUGGUCGUACGUCAUGACACCCCAUUUUAA
Parascedosporium putredinis is the source of this 1200-nucleotide messenger RNA. The record is from the annotation of a GenBank genome assembly. Lineage: Eukaryota; Fungi; Ascomycota; Sordariomycetes; Microascales; Microascaceae.